Molecule: messenger RNA, 1284 nt
Organism: Penicillium paradoxum
Lineage: Eukaryota; Fungi; Ascomycota; Eurotiomycetes; Eurotiales; Aspergillaceae
Product: O-methyltransferase family 2
Exons: 4
Coding region: 1-1284 (427 amino acids)
Molecular function (GO): O-methyltransferase activity
Source: RefSeq, a predicted model, not a curated record
AUGGCCGAGAUCUCAACCCCUACUUUGAAUGAAACGCCUCGUCCCAGCGGUGAGGUAUUCGAAGCCUUCGUGGACGGCACGGUAGCAAUCUCUGCCAAUACACCUGAGCUAGUCCCUGGUCUGGUCGAUGAAGUUGCUUCCCUCGGUAAAGUCGCCAACCUGCAAGACCACAAGGAUCGUUCGACCCUCUUGGAAGCCGCUCGAUCCCUGGUCUAUGCACUUGAGACCCCGCGGGAGGCUAUGAUCAGAUACUGUUGGUCCCAAUCUACUCUUUAUGCUGCUCUCGAGACCGCAGUUGAUCUGGGGGUUUUCGCCGUUUUGUCUAAGGAUGAGAAGCCCAAGACUGCCACUAAUCUGGCAAGCGCCACAGGUGCUGAUGCAGUCAUGCUUGCUCGUAUCUUGAAGCACUUAUGCGCAAUGGGCGUUAUCCUCGAGACCGGUCCUAAUGAAUAUCGCCGCACUGGACUUUCCAUUUCUUUGUCCAUGAAACGAUACAACGAUGCAUACCCCUGCAUGACCAACUGCAUUACCUCCGGUGUGCUUGCUCUGCCUGCCCAACUGAAGAAGGAUGGUUAUGCCAAUCCAUCCAACGGUAGGGAGUGUGGCUUCCAGCGCGGAUUCAGAACAGACCUCCACUUCUUCGAAUAUAUGAAGGAGAACCCAGAGGUUGCUGGCCAGUUCAACAAUCACAUGUCUGCCUACCACCAGGGGCGUCCCAGCUGGAUGGACAUUGGCUUCUAUGAUGUGCCGAGCAUGUUCCCCAACGUUGCAGAGGAUGAUGUGCUCCUCGUCGAUGUUGGUGGCAGCAUGGGUCACGACCUCUCAGAAUUCAAACUCAAGUGGGCCGAUGCUCCGGGUCGCCUUGUGCUCCAGGAUCUCCCCGAGGUGAUUGCCCAGGCCAAGACUAUGCAACUGCACUCCUCGAUCGAGACCAUGGAGCAUGACUUCUUCACUGAGCAGCCUGUCAAGGGUGCUCGUGCUUAUUAUAUGCACUCUGUCCUCCACGAUUGGACAGACGAUAACUGCCGCAAGAUCCUGAAGGGUCUCGUGGCUGCCAUGAAGCGCGGACACAGCAAGAUCUUCAUCAACGAGAACGUCAUCCCCGAUACCAACGCUUACUGGGAAACCACUAGUCUGGAUAUUAUCAUGAUGGCCGAUUUCGCUUCGGCCGAGCGAACUGAAGCUCACUGGCACCGCCUGGUCGAAUCUGCGGGUCUGAAGAUCACGAAGAUCUGGUCCGCCCAGAGGGGAGUCGAGAGUCUCAUCGAGUGCGAAUUGCCAUAG